This is a messenger RNA of Monopterus albus (swamp eel), 922 nucleotides long. Its product is annotated as diablo homolog, mitochondrial-like. Gene Ontology annotation, biological process: intrinsic apoptotic signaling pathway in response to oxidative stress; neuron apoptotic process. The record is from RefSeq and is a predicted model, not a curated record. NCBI's taxonomy places the organism in Eukaryota, Metazoa, Chordata, Actinopteri, Synbranchiformes, Synbranchidae. The transcript is spliced from 6 exons. Gene Ontology annotation, cellular component: mitochondrion. The coding region runs from base 53 to 769 and encodes 238 amino acids.
AAACUAUCACAGAAGAAGAAGAACCUCGAACAUUUUAUUGUGGCGGACCAACAUGGCCGUGCUCAAGAGAGGGUUAUUCUACUUUAGUUUUCUCAGGAGUUCCACUCGUGUCCUGUUGAGCGUCAAAAGACUUGCAGUCCGUAAACCGGGAAAAUGGACGAAUACUCUGUACACCAGUAUAGCGUCUUUAACCGUGGCCGGUGGGCUGUGUGCUGUACCUUUCAAACAGGUUGAAAACCUCUCUCAUGACUCCCUGAUCAGACGAGCCGUCUCUCUAGCCACAGACAGUUCAAGCACCUUUCUCUCACAGACCACCUUGGCUUUCAUAGAUGCCAUCACAGAGUAUUCAAAAGCUGUGCACACACUUAUUGCUCUCCAAAGACGAUAUUUGUCCUCACUGGAAAAAUUGACUCCAGCAGAAGAGGAUACAGUCUGGCAGGUGAUCAUUGGCCAGCGUGCAGAGGUUACUGAAAGACGAGAUCAAUGCAGGCGUUUCGAGUCAGCCUGGUUCAGUGCAGUCAAGCUGUGUGAAACUGCAGCUGAAGCAGCAUACACAUCAGGAGCGGAGCAUGCAUCCAUCACAGUGAGGACAAACAUACAGGUGGCGCAGUCGCAGGUGGAUGAGGCACGGAAACUGUCAGUGGAUGCAGAGAAGAUGUUGAUUGAGUCUGAAGUAAUGGAGAUUGAAAGGAUGGCACAAUAUGCUGCGUCCGUAGAGAAUAAUAAUGAGCAGGAAGAGAUGCCUGAGGCUUAUCUAAGAGAGGACUGAAAUACCCAGAGAUGUCAGAAAACUGAAGAAAGCAUAAAAAGACUCUUUCACAUUAAAUGAUAAGUUAAAAAAAAUCAUCCCUCCAAUGUGUUCUUUCAUUUCCAUGUGUCAUUUGUAGUAGCUCAUGCUCACAUUAGCACGUAAGCUGAAAAA